This is a messenger RNA of Stereum hirsutum FP-91666 SS1, 699 nucleotides long. RefSeq names its product TBPIP-domain-containing protein. The record is from RefSeq and is a predicted model, not a curated record. Lineage: Eukaryota; Fungi; Basidiomycota; Agaricomycetes; Russulales; Stereaceae. The transcript has 7 exons. Bases 1 to 699 code for a protein of 232 amino acids. Gene Ontology annotation, molecular function: recombinase activator activity; double-stranded DNA binding. Gene Ontology annotation, cellular component: DNA recombinase auxiliary factor complex; condensed nuclear chromosome. Gene Ontology annotation, biological process: meiotic joint molecule formation; homologous chromosome pairing at meiosis; meiotic strand invasion involved in reciprocal meiotic recombination.
AUGGCAUCAAAAAAGAGCGAUGUUAAAGUGCUUAAGGGUCAAGAAGCCGAAGACCGCGUCAAGCAAUACAUCAAACGCAUGAAUCGCCCCUUCGGCGCCGUCGACGUUUCUGCGAAUCUGAAGGGUUCAGUCCCUAAGACGGCUACCCAGAAGAUCUUGUUGGCAUUAGCGGACAAGGGAGAUGUUACGCAGAAAGUGUAUGGCAAAACGACGUUCUUCGUAGCCAACCAGUCCACCAUACCUUCCAUACCUGUUGAAACACUCGCCACCCUCGAAGAAGAAUGCAAAGCGCUCGAUGAAUCAAAUAAGGUGCUUUCGGUGGAGGUCAAGGGUCUUUCUAAUGAACUUGCGAAGUUAAAGAGUACACCUACGGACGAGGAACUAGGCAAGGAACUGCAGGCUGCAGAAGAAAGCGCUGCAAAGCUGCAGUCCCACCUGCUCCCAUUACGCUCUGGGACACCGCUCGUCUCCGCUGCUGAACUGAAGGAGAUAGAUCAGGAAUGGACGAAGUGGAGGGCUGAGUGGGUUAGGAGGAGGAAAGUCUGGAAGACAUUAUGGGCUCUCAUAUCGGAUAGCCUCGACACGAGCUCUGCGUCCGAACUGCUGGAAGAUCUGGGCGUGGAGCAGGACACAGCGGAACAUGUAGCAGUUGAAAGGGGAAGCCUGUGCGCUGUUGGUGCUGCUAUAGGGCGUCGGUAG